Molecule: messenger RNA, 4452 nt
Organism: Thalassophryne amazonica
Lineage: Eukaryota; Metazoa; Chordata; Actinopteri; Batrachoidiformes; Batrachoididae
Gene: hmgxb3
Product: HMG box domain containing 3
Exons: 21
Coding region: 167-3913 (1248 amino acids)
Source: RefSeq, a predicted model, not a curated record
UUCGUAUUUUUAAGACGUGAAUUCCAUAAUAGACAUGAAAAUGAGAAACAUGUCGUUAUUAUUAUCCGGUUUUUUAAACAGCUAAUCGUUUUACCCACUUUUAGGGGUUGUUGAGAACAGUUCGGAGGGCCAGGCCUAUCCUAGGUGGCUGUAUUAAUCUGUAGAAAUGAUGGAGGAAGUGAUUUUAUAUGAGAAUGCGAAAGAGGAGGUAGUGAGCUGCUACACAUCCAAUGAAGUAACUCCCCUCAAAAAGAGGAAAAGCAAGGAAGAUAGUGUGGCGAAGCCGAAAAAACCCAGGUCCGCCUAUCUGCUGUAUUAUUUUGAUGUUCAUCAGAGGAUGCAACCACAGAUACAUAAUCUGCCGCAGUCCGAGAUCAACAAGCGUAUCAGUGAGAGCUGGAAAAGGCUCAGUGUCGCAGAGAAAGGCUACUAUCUGGAGAAGGCCAAAUUGGAGAAGGAGGGCAUAGAAACAUUCUCACUCAGUCCCUCCCAGAACCUGCCAGGCUUCCGCAAGAUCCUCCCCAGGGGUAGUUAUGUUCUUUUGUCAAAAGAGUGCUCCUCAAAUAACCAUCCAGAAGCCCCACAACAAGAGGUGAGCAUGAACUGUGUUGAGCAUGCAGGAGAAGGAGGCCUUCCCUUCAUCUCCCUUCAGCAGCAAACCCAGUCCUCACCUUUAGUUUAUGCCACUGAGGUGGAGCUUGCUGAGCAGUCCAUUGCAGAUGAUGAUGUAGGAGAGAACAGUGGCAUUGUAUCGCAUCCUGCAACCCUCCAAAGGAUUCUACGCUCCUCCCACUUAGCAAAAGCUUCAACCUCCACAGUGGCCCUCACAGACGGCUAUUCCUCACAGUGCUCCACUGACCUUGGAGUUGAUGAGGCCUCACUGAGAAGAUCUGCUGACUGUGGUUUUGGUGUAGAUGAGGUGAUUGUAUCACAGAUACAGGAGGAUACAAAAGUGGUUGCCAUUAUCCCGUCCCAGAUCUCUCUUUUGGAGUCAAAGUCUUUCGCAGGUGUCAGCUGUGUUGGUCCAGUGGUAAUGGUGUCAGUUGGAGCAAGUGCACAACAGAAUGUCAAACCAUCCUACAAAAUGGAGUCUGGGAAGACUUACACCAGGAGAGGUCGAGGAAGGUGUCAGACUCUUGGUUGUUCAUUUGUGUAUGUCACACGUCACAAGCCACCAAUAUGCCCGGAGUGUGGGAACCACCUGGGGGGCAAAUGGAUACCUGUUGCAAAAAAGAAAUCCAAAGAUGUGACCAAGCAGUUGUCACAGGAAGUUGAAAUUGACAGUAAUAAAAGAUGCCAGCUCAUGUCGUCUCCUGCUAAGGAUGGGAAGUCUGCAGACUGCACAACAAAUACGAUGAAGAGCAAAAAAGACCAUCAAGCUCAACAGCCCUUCAGAAAGCACCUUGCAUCUUCAAUUGUUAGACCACCAGAGGGCAGCAUCAACAAGCCACAGGAACAAACAAAGCACAUGAAUGAAAUGGUUAAAGGUGCCACAUUACAAAGUCAAGGCAAAAAUAAUGGUGUUGUACAGAAGAGACAUGUGAGACCUGUCCUCCCUGCCUAUUUUAAUACAGGUCGGGCUUUGCUCCAGUUCUUAACUGUCCCACUUGAUAAAAGGAAGUUUCACAGUGUCAGCAACAACAAAUCAACCACAGUGGCUAGAAAUCUGUUGAGUAUCAAAUCCAGCACUUUGAAACAGCUCAGCCAGACUGACCCAUCAACCACAAAUAAACAGGAGUCGAUUCUUCCAGCCAGUGGAACUGAGCCUGUUUCCUCAGGGACUGAUGAGAGAGGAAAUAACCUGUCAGCCGAGCCUUUCAAACAGAACACCAUUUCCAAAUUUGACUUGGGUCUGUCUACAGCACGAGGCAAAGGCCGGUGCAAGACUCCAAAAUGUGACUAUGUGUACAAGAACAGACACAAACCUGCAGUAUGUCCCAAAUGUGACUGUGAACUGACCCGAAAGACCGUCAAGGGAACAAAGUCCACGGUUCUGUUGGAUCCAUAUCGGGCACUCAGUGUUGCCCAGAGGGACCUCCAGCGCCAAACAACCGUGCAACUCCUGCGCCAUUGUCUGCAAAUUCCUGAAAAUGAAGCUGACCUCCAAGACAUCCUGAACCUCAUUAAGGACCUCAACAGCCUCCCGAUUGUCUUGCUUCAGCCAGAUGACCAGGAGCAAGAGGGUGGCACUGUCGAGUCUGGCUGGCCUCAAUUCUAUGAAUCAACAGCUACUCACUGUGGUCUCUGUCGUUAUCCUCUAUUUAAGGGAGAUCAAAGUACUGUUGCUGGACAGGAGGACUGCUGGUUGCUUACUGAAUCACUGAUCCAGACGGCAUCUCUUCAGCUGAAAGUGUGUCUCAAUCCUCAGUGUUUGGCCCUCCACAGCUUCACUGACCUCCAUACAGGUUUGUUUAAUAUUGGGAACAAACUGCUGGUGAGUAUUGACUUGUUUCUGAGAAUCAGAGCCAACAUCAAACUGGGGUUCCCUCCAUCUCAGGCUGUCAGGACCUUGCUGGACUAUGUUCCCUCUCACCCUGUCCAUGAGCUGAGUCCUGAGGAAUCAUCUCAACUUCAGGAGCUUCUGCUGAGUGGCUACUGGGCCUUUGAGUGUCUGACUGUCCGAGACUACAAUGAUAUGAUCUGUGGAAUUUGUGGCGUUGCUCCCAAACUGGAGAUUGCUCAGCGUGAUGCAAACAAUGUGCUGCAGCUCAACAAUGUGGAGUUUACAUCCCCUGAGUUUUCAGUCUCAGAUGAGGUGCACGUGGAUGACUUCUGGUUGACAAUGGAGAGUGAGGCUUUAGAACAGGCAGCGUUCCCCACAGACAUUUCGAUCACACGUGUUGAUGCCUCUAUCAUUGCUCCCUUCAUUCCGCCGCUGAUGAGGAGUCACGUCGUCAUUAACACAGAGAAGGACAAGGUGCUGUUGACCACAGAGCAGCCAUCAGGUGAUCCGUCAGUCUUGGUGCGUCUCAUCCAUGAUGGCCAGCUGAGGCUUGAUAAGGUUGAAGAGCACAGUGUGGAGGAGCUGAGGACCAUGGUGGAGACCUGUGGUUUGAGCGUCAUCUCAGACUCUACUAAGAAUGAUUUGCUGGAGUCUUUGAUCUUUUUAUACAAUCUUGUCCGUGUUGGACUCACUACAGCUUCCCCACCAUCUCCACAUCUCACUGCAGGCAAGCUGUCCAAGAUUUGCCCUCAUAAGGUGGUUUGUGGCUCGAAGUAUUUGGUGAAGAGAGAGACUGCUCGAGACCACGUUGACCUGCUGCUCUCCUCCCGCUACUGGCCUCCCGUCUACAUUAGUGACUGCGCUCGGAAAGUCGCGCUUUGUGCUGACAUUCAGUACCCAGAACUGGCGAGCCAGAUGUGGGGCAGAAACCAAGGCUGUUUCUCUAACCCCUUUGAAAAUCCAGAGUUUGUGUCAUGUGCUGAGCUUCAAGACCAGCCGAAUAGCGCUGACAUGUCCUUAAUGGAGGAGAACCAGCAGGUUCACCCCAUCACCAAAUCUUCUUCUUGUUGGAUGGUGCACCCUCCUGGAGUAACACCAGCCCAAGAGCACCACUCUAUGGUUCUCUGCAGCGAGCUGGAGCCUUAUGUCAGCCUGGUGGCUGAACUGGACAAAGAGGGCGAGGCAAGAGUACAACAUGGCGAGCAGUGUGAAGGAGGUGACCGUGACUCCACGGAGAAAUUGGAGGUUUUCUCUUCUGCGAGGCACAAACUGCAGCAGCCGAUGGUUUUCAACAACACAGCUUAUUAUUACCUUUACAAUCGUCUGAUAGAUUUUCUUUGCAGCAGAGACAUUGUGAGCCACCAGAUCAAUGAAGUGCUGAAGGCAUGUCAGCCUGGAGAGGUGGUGAUCAGGGAUGCUCUGUACCGGCUGGGAGUGGCACAGAUCAAAACGGAGAAAGAGGAGGAUUAAAGAAAUGGCAGGGAGGGACAUGUGCAAGAAGGAUGUGCCAAAACUGUUUGAGUCAGCGCUACCUGAAUAAAAAGCUGAGGAUUGACGAGUUGCUGGAGCAACAGGAAGGCAGAAGGAAGAACUGAAUGUAAAGAUGGUUUCACACAGAGGUGUGUUCAGAUAAUAAGAGAGACAGGUGCUCCAAGAAGACUGAAAAAUACAGUAAAAAGAAAUCAUCUGGAGCAGAAUAACAUUUCAGUCAUAGAGAGCCGUGUAACACUACAUUCAAAGAAUUUGAAAUAUGAGAUAGAAAUGGAGGUUGGUUGAACAGGAAGGUGGACAGUGGCAAAGUAACUCGAAGAUUGCUGGUACUUUUGAUAGUCUGCUUUUACAGGCAGAUAGACAUAAGAUUUAUUGUUGUCCAACAAAAUAUGGAUAAACGUUGUGGUGAAGAAAGAAAAUUGGAAGUCGUGUGAAUCCUUCAGAUAGCUGUGAUAAAAGGAGCUGAACCAGGAUUUUACCAGGUGAACUACGUUUCAACGCUAACCCGUGGGCACAGA